AUGAAAGAAGAAAGCAAUUAUUCUCAAAGUCCAUUUAUUAAACUUUUUGAUAAAAAUAGAACAUUUUAUUGUAAUAUUAUUAAAGAAGGAACAUAUCCACUUUCUAAUCAAUGUUAUUAUACAAAAUACUCUAAACAUCCAAUUCCUAAUAAUUAUAUCAUUAAAACUCAACAUGGUAAAGCAAAACAUCUUACAAAAUGCCCUAUACAAUACAAAAAUAAAAAGCCACAGUUUAUUAUUCAGUUUGGAUUAAAUUUUACAUCAAAAAAGCUAAAUAAAAUAAAAGCGCAAACAAAUACAAAAACAACUAAUAGAAAUAAUAAAAUUUCAAAGAUCUCUGGACCUUUAUUGUUUGGUUUAACAUUACUUAGUGUUAAAAAUAUACACCAAACUUUAUCACUUGAUUGUAAUCCAAAAAUUCAUCCUUUUAAAGAUCUUAGUAAUUUAACAAAAUGUGAAAAUGAACAAAAAGAAGCAAUUGUAAAAUCAUUGGAUUGUGGACAAAUAACAAGAGAUGCUUAUCAAUCAUUAGCACGAAUUGAGUAUGAAAUUCCACGUGAGGGUGCUGUAUCUGAUAUAAAGCAAAAAAUAAAUUUAAAAAUGAAAAAGCAAAUUCCACUUUCACUCGUAGAUAUUUUGCAACCAAUAGUUUUUGAGGAAAUUGAAAAUACACCAGAUAUUAUUAAUAAGAUAUU
Molecule: messenger RNA, 695 nt
Organism: Dentiscutata heterogama
Lineage: Eukaryota; Fungi; Glomeromycota; Glomeromycetes; Diversisporales; Gigasporaceae
Source: the annotation of a GenBank genome assembly